Molecule: messenger RNA, 2768 nt
Organism: Sipha flava (yellow sugarcane aphid)
Lineage: Eukaryota; Metazoa; Arthropoda; Insecta; Hemiptera; Aphididae
Gene: melt
Product: protein melted
Exons: 15
Coding region: 79-2721 (880 amino acids)
Biological process (GO): regulation of signal transduction
Cellular component (GO): plasma membrane
Molecular function (GO): phosphatidylinositol-5-phosphate binding
Source: RefSeq, a predicted model, not a curated record
AAUUGUUUUGUGAUAAUUUAAAGCUUAACAUUUAUUUAAAGAAUUUUGAAUCUAUAGCUGUAUUUAAAGUUUUAAGAAAUGCAUGAACUGUUUACACAAGUAUUGAACUACAAAGAUUUAUCAAAGGCCGGUGAUUUAUUUACUGUUUCGGAUGAUGCUAUUGUGAAUGAUUUAUCUGAAGUAAUUAAUAUAAUUUGUGAAAUCACAAGUCUACCUGACUAUGUUAAUAAUGACAAUGAUCAAAGUGUUGUUGAAAUAUGCAUCACAAGAGUUACUACUGCAAUCAGAGAAACUGGGUCAAUGGAACAGCAUGCAGAAGCUUUGGUUACAUUAUUGGAAUCAUGUCUUAAUCAUAAUCUUAAACCAUCACAAAAAGAAGAAGAUCCGCCUCAUGCUAAAAUAUCAUCAGACAUAAUAUCUUGCAUGUUUCUUAAUUAUAGCAAAAAAGAAGUCAUGAAAAGAGUAUUACCAGUAGCUGUAAAAUUUUUACAUAAAGGAAAUAAAGUAUUAUCUAGAAACAUGGCAUCAUAUUUAUCUCUAGCAGCAAUUGACAAUUCUCCAUUGCUAUCAAAUCAUAUACAAUUAAUAAUAGAUUCUAUAAUUUCAGGCAACUAUCCAUUAUGUCGAGUUCUUCCACAAAUUUAUGAAGUGACAAGAGAUCCUAUUCAUGACCACGCCAUGGCUUUAGUUUCAUUACUGCCAUUAUGUGAACUCACUGAAAAAUUGGCUUUAUUACAACUUUGCUCACUUAUAGCCAAUAAUAAACCAUCAUUAUUAGAAGCUAGUUUACCACAAUUAUGUGAAUAUUUAUGCAUAUCACAAACAGUUGUUGCUACAUUGCAAGUUUUUCUUAAUUUAGCUAAAAAUCAACCACAACUUUUAUCUGAUUAUGUUUUGAAAAUUAAAAAAGCUGCCGAGUGUAAUCCAAAUGCUCUAUGUAUUGCUGCUCAAGUUUUAUCGGCUGUUGGUAAAAUAAAUAAGUCAAAAGCACAAGAAGCAUUAAAUUUUAUUAUGGAUCAUUUACCUAAAGUAGAUCGAGGAAGUCAAAGUCUAUUAGUGCGUGAAGCUACAUUUCUAUGUUCUUGUUUUCCAAUAUUAUUUACGGAUAAAAUUUUAGAAGGAGUCUUACAAAUUAGCAGGAACACUAAUUCUCAUGUAAAUCAGAUUUCGGGUGGUGUAACAAUAGUUAAAGUUGGUGGAAAUCAAUCACCAACUAAUUCAAAUAUUACUAGACCAACUCAAACAGAUAAUAAUGGCAGAAAUUCAAGAAUUGUGAUUACUCCAAGACCUAGAUUAAUGGCCGAUAGUCGUAGCACAGGAAGAUUACAGUCAUCAAAUGCUCAUCGUAGUAUGACACGUUUAAAUGCUGUAUCUGGUAGUCGAGUUGGAUCAGUUGGAGGUUUGCAUAAAAGUAUGACUAAACUAAGUUCUAAUCAAGUUUGUAUUGCUAGUACAUCAAAUCGUAAUAAACCUUCUACAACUAAAAUAUCAAGUGGUGGAGUAACAGUUACAACACCCUUAGGGACUGGGAGUAUAAUAACUACAAAUUUCAAUUACAGUACUACCUCUAAAGAUUCAUUAGGUAAUUCAAUUAGUCAAACUUUGACUGGACGUGUACAAAACUCAGUAUCUCGACCUUUGAGUACUGCUGGCAGUUCUCCGUUAAAUCAAAGUCUAACAUCCCAAGGGCACAUCCAAUCAAGUGGACCUAGUCUUAAUGUUGAUCCUGUUGGUAUUAAUACCGGUAUUUAUUCAACUGUUACUCCACGACGAAAUCACAAUACAAGUGUUACAAUCAUCAACUCAAGUGUUUCUCAAAGGAUAAGUGUAUUCGAGCCAUAUCCAAUGAGGGACACUAUGCAACACUUCUGUGAAAAACAUUUAGAUAAAAUUAAAGCUUAUAUGGAGAAAGUUUCAGUUAGAAUUCCACCUCCUGCUAAAUGUACAAUUGAAGAAAGAAGAGCAAAAAAAACAGCUAAACUGCAUUUUGCAUGUGAAGGUCGAGGUGAACAUUGUCUUUACAACCGUGCUCUUUUUACUGUACGUACAAGGCAUCCACGUGUUUGGAUUCAUCUUAUGUUUCUUGCACUUCAAGCUAGAUCAUCAUCAGCCCUUAGUUCACGGCAUCCUUCAGUCAGUGCCUUAAAGAACUGUUGGGAUAUUCUUAAAUGUGAAACUAGACCAUUUUUAACAUUAGUAACCUCUGCCUUUCCCUGUGCCAAAGAUCAAGAUGCUGUCUUAAAUGAACUUCGUAAUAGUGGUUACUUUGAUGUAUUUGAACAUUGUAGUUUAAAUGCUGGGGGUUGGGGUUGCUUUUUGUGCAAUCAUCCAGAACGAGCUGUUGGAUUUUUACAAGAUAGUCAACCGGUAAUUGAAGGUCAACUUAAAGAGAAAAAAGGAAGGUGGAGAUUAUUUAGAAGAUGGAGAACGCGAUAUUUCACUCUAUCUGGAGCGCAUCUUUCAUAUAAAGGCUCAAAAAAUGAUAAAGAAGGAACUCCUAUUGAUAUUCAUCAGAUUCGUAGUGUAAAAGUAAGUCGUGGUGCUCGAAACAUACCAAAAGCUUUUGAAAUAUUUACUGGAGAAGAAUCUCUUAUAUUAAAACCUAAAGGUGGUAAAAAUGCUGAAGAAUGGGUUCAGUGUUUAUCAGUUGUUGUGGCACAUUCACAUUCAAAAGAUACCACAAAUUCAAAAAAUUCAAGUUUGGUUAGAACUACUAUAUGAAUACCUACAGUAUUAUACUUAUUGCAAUAAAGUAUUUAUAAAAUUUA